Molecule: messenger RNA, 2978 nt
Organism: Orbicella faveolata
Lineage: Eukaryota; Metazoa; Cnidaria; Anthozoa; Scleractinia; Merulinidae
Product: A disintegrin and metalloproteinase with thrombospondin motifs 1-like
Biological process (GO): extracellular matrix organization; proteolysis
Cellular component (GO): extracellular matrix
Molecular function (GO): metalloendopeptidase activity
Source: RefSeq, a predicted model, not a curated record
AUAAAACAGCCGUAGUUUCCGUGCAUUGUUACGGAAGUUAAAAUUCGUCGAACGAUAAAAGAUACAACGGCGUAUAUAUAUAAGGGUAAAUUCUGUUAGAAUAGCUGACCAGUCGCAAGAGAAGAGAUCAAAGAUCCCGCUCAGCACCGAACUUAUUGAGCAGGAAGAUGAAGUUAGUGCCUUCUUUGAUGUGCAUACUCAUUCAUUUACCUUCGCUCCUAUGCAGUGGUGAAAACCUUUCCAGCAAUGACACGCCACUUCAUCAUCUGAUGACAAGCGAGGAAAUCAAAAGGCUUUUCGGAGUGGAGCAUCUGUCCAAUGUUCCUGAAUACGAUGUCACAUUACCGUUUAAGGCGGAUGAAGGAGGCAGUUUUCUCACAUAUUCGCUGGAUCACCGAUCGAAACGAGAUCUGGCUGAGGACGAUAACGAUAAUGCAACAUAUCAUUACAUCAUGGACGUUUCGGGAGAACAGCUGCACCUUCAGGUUAAACGUCACACCAAUUUCAUGGCUCCUGAUCUGCAGCUAGAAACGCACGAUGAAGAAGGCCGACGAAUUACAAAACCGGUUUCUCGAAAGUCAUUCGUAACUGGAAAAGUGGCUUCGGACUCCGAUUCUAUGGUGGCGUUGAGUGUUGCCGACGGAUUGACUGGGAUAGUGAGACGUUCACGUAAUACUUUCUUAAUCCACCCUCUGCCCGCACGUCUUGCUCGGCACGUGAAAGGAAAAGAAGAGGCAAGGCCUCACUUGGUUUACAGGAGAUCAUCGCAGGAGGGAAUCGACUGUCACACUAAACCAGCGAAGAGAGAUGAUUCAGCGACAAAACGCCAGUUACAGGAAGAUAGCAACGAUAUUGGGAUAACCCACAAGUACCUGGAAGUGGCACUACUUGCAGAUGAACAAACCGUGGCCUUCCAUGGAAACCUGAUCGAGGACUUCUUACUGCUGAUAGGCAGCAUUACAAACGGAAUUUACCAAGACUCAACGAUCGGAAAUAUAAAGAUUAAUUUCGUGGUCACUCGCCUUGUUCUUAUCAAAAAUACAGAGCUUGGUAUUGAUCCAUCUGGUCAAAAUAUUCCUCAUAAGGCUGUACUUGGUAAAGUAGGUGAAUGGGCUCGGAAUAACAACGUAAAUGAUCAAUCAGAUCCACUGCAAUUCGACAUAGCUGUUCUUAUCCGCAGCGGAAAAACUGGAGCCUUAGCACGGUUUGGUGGAAUUUGUUACUACAACGAUGUAGCAAGCGUGGUGAAAGACAACGGUCUGCAGACUGCUUAUGUCAUCGCACACGAAUCAGCGCACAACCUCGGGGUAGGUCAUGAUUCUGAAGGUAACGUGUGCCCCAAUUAUAAAAAUAUCAUGUCGACGGUGUUUCAAGGAGGACCUGGGUCAGUGGAAUGGUCUUCGUGUAGCAUGACGAAGAUUCAGGACUUUCUAGUGAGCAGCAAUUCUGUUUGUUUGGAUGAUGUUCCUUCCUCAACCCGCCCAACACCCCAAAGCUCAUUCCAAUCCGUGCUGCCAGGUCAACUAGUCGACGCGGAUAAGCAGUGCGAAAUCCAAAAUGGGGUUGGAUCCAGAAGAUGCCCUCAAAGAGAGGUUGAAUGCGGCUCUCUUUACUGCACAGAAGAUGGCUACUACUGUCAUUCUCGCUCGUUCAGACCUCUUGAUGGGACGGCGUGUGGAUUUCGUAGUUGGUGCAUUAAGGGCCACUGUGUAGACAACGGUUCACCAAUGACCAAUGGAGGUUGGAGCGAGUGGUCUGAUUACACAGCUUGUACUCGAUCAUGCGAGGGGGGAGUUCGUUACCGAGAAAGAACAUGCACUAAUCCACCACCACAAAAUGGAGGAGACGAAUGUCAUGGGUCAUCGAAAGCAUACUGGGAAAUAUGUAACAGCGAUGUGGAGUGUGAUUGGUCUGAACCAUCUUUUCGUGAGCAACAGUGCAAACAAAUAAAUUCCGGCUACACAGCUCACUCUCGGCCAAAUGUAAAUCCUUGUACAUUGCUCUGUCGGCUUAGAAGUGUAGCUAAACCCCAUGGAAACGUGAUUGACGGAACUCGGUGCGGCUCAGAACGAUAUGACUAUGAUGUCUGCAUACAGGGACAAUGUCAGGAGGUAGGGUGUGAUCACAUACUUUAUUCUGGAAAGGAGAAGGAUAGAUGCGGAAUUUGCGAUGGAAAUGGAGACUCAUGUACUCUUGUGCAGUCCAACUACACAGAAAACUAUAUGACAGAAUGGGAUCCCCCGGACACCAUCGUUGAUCUACCUGUGAAUAUUUCCAAUGCUGUGUUUCAGCAGAUCGGGAAUGUAGCGCAGUACAACUUUAUUGGUAUUCAAGAUGGAAAUGGAAAAUAUUUGAUUCGAAUACCCACUUGGUCACACAAGGUUCUCUACAAUGCUGGAACAAGAAUAUACUACAACAAUAACUACCAAUUUCCAGACCGCUUAGAAAUUGACGGGCCAACGAACAUGACACUUAAAAUAGUGUAUGUACACGUGCCCCGUCAAACGAACGUGGCAGUCGACUAUCAUUAUUACAGAAAACUGCAUAGCAACGAAGUUUCGGUACCACCAACUUGUCACUGGAUUACCGGGAGCUGGACGGACUGUUCAACAGGCCGACAGACACGUGACGUACGUUGUGUAAGAUCAGAUGAUUUGACCCCUGCUAGUGCUAACUGUUGUGGUGAAGAUUUCAAGCCGAACUCGGAAAAUCUUUGCUUUGAGUAAGUGGAAAGAGUGAGUGCAAGGGAGUGCGACUAUGGAUCUUUGGGGUAGACUAGUAUUUAAAAUAGUAAUUGAACCGAGUGGAUUACAAUUCGGGGAGUAAUUGCGCGAGUGAUUUCAAAAUCGGACGAGCGCGAACUACGUGUUGCUGCUUUUAUUCUUGUCGUUAUUUUCUCAACGCUGUGUUGUUGCUGUUGCUCUUGUUGUUCUUGCCGCUGUUGUUAUUGUUGUUAUUGCUGUUGUUGCUGUUGUUGC